Messenger RNA from Prunus armeniaca (apricot), 297 nucleotides. The record is from the annotation of a GenBank genome assembly. NCBI's taxonomy places the organism in Eukaryota, Viridiplantae, Streptophyta, Magnoliopsida, Rosales, Rosaceae.
AUGUCGAUCUGGAAGCGAUGGAGGAUCUCGAAGGUUGAAGACUUAAGGGCUCUACUCGCUGCUUCAAGAAUAGGAGUCUUGGACGUGGGGCGUCGACAGCAUGGUGAAAACCAUUGGGGUCGCAGAGAUGGUAGUCGUGCGGACCAGCAUGGUACGUGGAGGGGUGAGAGAGUUCAAGGGGCAGAGCUGGAAGACACUGCUGCGUCACCGAACAAGUCUGGCUCUCGGCUUUCGGUUGUUGCUGACUUGAUACGCAGUCAACGCGAGGGGAAGGAAACGAAUCAGCAACUUAAAUAG